AUGUCUGUAUUAUAUCUUGUAACAGUAUUAUAUGUUAAUAAAUUUUUAUUGAAAAAUAUCUCCGAUAAUAUGAUAUUGAAUAAAAAUACUUCUUUAAUAUUACAAAAUCAAAUUUGUAAAAAUACGAGCAAGAAAUGGAUUGUACUUACAACGAUAUUUUAUCCAACAAAAGCUGUCGAACUUUUCUUAACACUUGACGACUGGAUGUUGGUUGUUAUUGCCGAUAGAAAAACUCCGAUUGAUUGGCUUUCUCGUAUCCGACCUAGUUUACGUCAAAAACUUAUUUAUCUUAGUUUAUCAGAUCAAAAAUUAUUAAAUUAUGGGAUUGUUCGAUUUCUUCCUGAAGGUUCUUAUGCUCGAAAAAAUAUUGGAUAUCUUGUAGCUAUUCAAUGUGGAGCUAAACUUAUUUUUGAAUCAGAUGAUGAUAACUUUAUCGAAGAUAAGUUCAUUAAACAUUUACCAAAAAUUAGUUCUCCUAACAUUAUACCAAAUAUUGCCUUUCAUGGACAACGUUCUUCUUUCAUAAAUAUAUAUGGAUCGUUUCAGGGUUGCCAACUGUACCCCAUUUUGGGAGUUGGCAACCCUGGAUCGUUUGGUCAUCCAAACAUGUGGCCAAGAGGUUUUCCACUUGAACAAUUAAAAAAUGUGAGUGAAGAUGGAUGGAGUUCAUUACAACGAAAUGAUGAACAUAUUCAUGCAUAUAUUCAACAAUUUCUAGCUGAUCUCCAUCCUGAUGUUGAUGCUAUUUAUCGUUUAACAAAUUCAUUCAAUCUUGGUCAUAUUAAGUUCAAUCGUGAACAAACACCGAUCGCCUUAGAGCCAUUUACUUUUUCUCCAUAUAAUACACAAAAUACAAUCACUUAUUAUGAAGCAUUCUGGGGUUUAUUUCUUCCUGUAACAACAUCAUUUCGUGUUUGUGAUAUUUGGCGUGGAUUUUGGGUUCAACGACUUCUGUGGGAUAUUGGUGGAAGACUUGUUUUUGCAGGACCAACUGUUAAACAGAAAAGAAAUGUUCAUAGUUUAUUUAAUGAUAUGAAAGAAGAACAACAGAUGUAUUAUGAAAGUGCAGCAUUUGUUCGAUUCCUUUCUUCAUGGAAAUCAUCGUCAACAUCUCUUUUCGAAAAUAUUCGUUCUCUUGCAAAUAAUAUUGUAAAACAAGGAUUUUGGAAAUCAGCAGAAGAAAAGUAUUUAGAUAUUUGGCUUAACGAUCUACUUAAUCUUGGUUAUGAACCUCCACCAUUAAUAAAUUUAAUAAACAAAGAGAAAAAGAAGAGUAAACGACAACGUGCUGCAGUUUGUGUUACAGGAAGAUUAGCUUGUGUCAAUGAAUCUUAUUUUUUAUUUGAAAAACAAUUGCGAAAAAGACUCCAAGGUCCAAUUGAUAUAUUUUAUUAUUUAUCGUCAUCAAUCCCAGUUACACCUUGCCAAUGUUUUAAUAUAACAUUUAUCAAUAAUGCAGCAGUAUACAUACUAUAUGCCAAACAAAGCUUAUAUUAUCAACAAUGGAAAAAAUCAUGUUUUAUCAAUUCCUCUCUAUCACACAAUCAGAAAGAAGAGAAAUUUGAAAAUAUGUGGUCACAAGCAAAAUGUUAUGAUCUAGUUAGUUCAUAUCAGAAACAGAAUAAUGUUAAAUAUAAACUAAUGGUUCAUGUACAAUUUGAUUCUACUUUUGUUAAGAUGCCAAUGUCUUAUGAAAGAGAUUCACCAUUUGAUGUUAAUACCACAAUUAUAUUUCCAGAUAAUAACUAUACUGAUGAAAUUAAUGAAGAAUUUGCUAUUGGUCCUAUUCAUAAAAUGUCAUAUUAUAUGCGUCGAUGGUAUGCAUUACAAAAUUGUUCCCUUCGAUCACUAAAUUUACACCAGCAACUGAAAUCUAUGGUUGAAUUGAAUACAUCAAUAUCAUUCGAUAAUGAAACUAUAAUUAAUAUAAAUAAAUCAGAUAGAUGUUAA
Adineta steineri is the source of this 1950-nucleotide messenger RNA. NCBI's taxonomy places the organism in Eukaryota, Metazoa, Rotifera, Eurotatoria, Adinetida, Adinetidae. The record is from the annotation of a GenBank genome assembly.